Messenger RNA from Yarrowia lipolytica CLIB122, 972 nucleotides. RefSeq lists its product as uncharacterized. The record is from RefSeq and is a predicted model, not a curated record. Lineage: Eukaryota; Fungi; Ascomycota; Dipodascomycetes; Dipodascales.
AUGGUUUCUCUCUCCACCUCCGCCACUUUUGCCAUUCUGGCCUCUCUUGUUGCCGCCCAGAACCCCAUUGUGGCCUCUCUGGCUAACCAGAUUGUCGACGGCAUUGCUGCCGCCAAGACGGACGACUCCGUGUCUCCCGAGCAGGCCACCUCCGAGCUCCAGGCCGUUCUGGAGGUUGUCACCAAGAACCCCGACAUGAUCGGUCUCUUCUCCAAGGCCAUGCCCGUUGCCAUGGCCGGCCUGAACGACGACAACCUGCCCGAGCUUCUGUCUGCCGCCGGCCAGUCCCUGGCUGCCUUUGAGGGCUCUCCCGACUACGCCAAGGUCUCCAACGGUCUGCACUCUGCCCUGCCCCACUACGAUGUUCCCAAGGCCAUGGCCAACGUCGAGAACAACCUGGGUCGAGUUAUGGCAAUCGUCACCCCCAACCUGCCCCAGCUGACUCCCAAGAUCCCCGAGCAGUGGAGCCGAGCCACCAUGCGAGUUCAGGCUCUUGCCCAGGACCUUGGUCUUGCCGGAAACGCCCCCAACUUUGCCGCCGAGGACGAUGCCGCUCCCACUGCCACUGGCGAUGCCAAGCCCGAGGCGACCGGUGAUUCUCAGGAAGAUUCCAAUGUCGAGGACGAUUCCAACGUCGAGGAUGACUCCAAUGUCGAGGACGACUCCAAUGUCGAGGACGACUCCAACGUUGAGGACGACUCCAACGAUGAUAUCGUCAACGACACCACCGACAAGCAGGUCGUCGACGACUCCGACGACUCCACCGUUGUCGACGACUCCUCUUCCAUCGUCGACGACUCCUCGUCCAUCUCCGACGACUCCUCUCCUUCCAAGUCCUCUCCUUCCAACUCCACCAUGGGCCCCUCUAUCCCCAACGGAAACGGUAUUGACCAGGCCAACGCUGGCUCUUCUUUCAACACCCAGCUGGCUGCCGGUGUCGCCGUCGUUGCUGCCUUCGCCGCUCUCAUUUAG